This is a messenger RNA of Siniperca chuatsi (mandarin fish), 2820 nucleotides long. RefSeq names its product 1-acylglycerol-3-phosphate O-acyltransferase 9, like (gene agpat9l). The transcript has 14 exons. Bases 157 to 1497 code for a protein of 446 amino acids. The record is from RefSeq and is a predicted model, not a curated record. Gene Ontology annotation, biological process: triglyceride biosynthetic process. Lineage: Eukaryota; Metazoa; Chordata; Actinopteri; Centrarchiformes; Sinipercidae. Gene Ontology annotation, cellular component: endoplasmic reticulum. Gene Ontology annotation, molecular function: glycerol-3-phosphate O-acyltransferase activity.
UAUCCCUUUCUGUCCACAGGAGGCGCUGUCGGGCACUGCUCCGUGAACUUUGUUCUAGUAGGAAGUAGGCGUGUAUACUCUCUGAGUUCUGGCUUUUGAGUUAUUUCUCGGGAAGAAAGGACAUGUGGACUCAACUUUGACAGGAAUAAGGUGGAGAUGGAAGACUUCUGGGCAUUGGUGCUUUGGGUGCUGAAGAUCUGGCUGUACCUCAUUAUCAGCCUCAUCAUGAUCCCAGCCAUGUUUGGCUUCUCACUGGGCAUCUCCGAGAUCUACAUGACCAUCCUGGUCAAAACCUUAGAGUGGGCCACUCUGAAGAUACAGAAGGCAAACGCAGAUGAACGAAUACUCAAAGCCUCUGCAUCUAAUGGUCUCAUCCAGAGGGAAGAUGGCUCUAUGGAGAAAGAAUUAGAGGAACUUAGACGCAGUCGCCCCAAACCACCAGUGGGUGGGGAUUUUACACUUAGUGACUGUUUCUACUUCACCCGGAGAGGAAUUGGGAGCAUUGUAGAAGAUGAGGUGACCCAGCGGUUCACUUCAGAGGAGCUGGUGUCCUGGAACCUACUGACUCGCACCAACAACGAUUUCCAGUACAUCAGUCUGAAGCUGACGCUGGUCUAUGGCCUCGGCAUCUUUGUGAGAUACUGCAUCCUCGCCCCUCUCAGGAUAACACUGGCCUGCAUUGGCCUCACCUGGUUGGUCAUUGGAACAUCUGCAGUCGGAUUACUUCCAAAUUGGAGGAUUAAGCUUUGGCUCAGUGAAUGGGUCCAUGUAAUGUGCUACAGGAUCUGUGCUCGAGGACUCUCUGCCACCAUCCGCUAUCACAACAGGGAAAAUAAACCUAAAAAAGGAGGAAUCUGUGUUGCCAAUCACACCACUCCCAUUGACAUUGUGAUUCUCUGCAACGAUGGGUGUUAUGCUAUGGUGGGUCAGGUUCAUGGAGGUUUGAUGGGAGUCAUCCAGAGAGCCAUGGUGAGGUCCUGUCCUCAUGUUUGGUUUGAGAGAGCAGAGAUGAAAGAUCGCCACCUAGUGACCAAAAGGUUGAAGGAUCAUGUGAACGACAAGACAAAGCUUCCCAUAUUGAUAUUUCCAGAGGGAACCUGUGUCAACAACACAUCUGUCAUGAUGUUUAAAAAGGGAAGUUUUGAAAUCGGAGCAAUGAUAUACCCAGUAGCCAUUAAGUAUGAUCCAAAGUUUGGAGAUGCUUUCUGGAACAGUUCCAAGUACAGCAUGGUCAGUUACCUGCUGAGGAUGAUGACCAGCUGGGCCCUUGUCUGUAAUGUCUGGUACCUGCCAGCCAUGCACCAACAGGAGGGGGAAGAUGCUGUCCAGUUUGCCAACAGAGUUAAGUCAGCCAUCGCUCACCAGGGAGGGCUGGUGGAUCUACAGUGGGAUGGAGGCCUGAAGAGAGCAAAGGUGAAGGAGUCGUUUAAAGAGCAGCAGCAGAAGCAGUACAGCAGCAUGGUGGUGGGAGACGACAGCAGCAGCAACAGUGACUGAGAUCCCAAACCAGUACGCUGUACAAAUCCCUGCCAUGUUUUUGGAGAAUAUACAGUCCUCUCUCCUCUAGUAUGUUCUCAUUAGCCGGACCUGACGGUGGAAUACUGCCAUGUGGAAUUAAACACACUGUGAAACCGUAGGUAGGCUACAGCUAAUAGGAGGAGAGUCUCAGUGAUUCACAGAAAACACAAGUGCAAUAUUGAACUUUAUGAGAAACAGACGGACUGAAAAGGGAAAGCUCUCUGUUUUUACUGCAGCUGAAGAAACUGUAGCUACUGUUGUGAUCGAAUGUUAGUGCUGAGAAAAUGCUCUGAAUGAAAUGUGUGAUUGCAGACAAGCUACUGGUUAGAAAAACUAGAUCCAUGAAUGCCUCUACCUUCGGUCUGUUGACCCAUUCAAGUGCUGUUGAUUUGUUUUUUUAAAUAAAUUUUAGUUUACACUUUCAGUACCCACGGUGGGAUUGUGCAGUGGCAAAAAGAACCUGAGGUAGUUGUACUGUUUUAUAACAAGACAUAUUACUUAACACAUAUAACAGAUACAAAGAGAAAUUUAGAUCUUGCAGUGUUAUACUGCAACAUAAUUAACACUGAUAAGCACCUAUAUAACAUAGUUUUCAGUUAAAAUUCAACCUGUUUAAACAAUCCUCUAUUAUUGAAUAUAGCACUGAUUGACAUAUAGCUUAGUUUUUAGUUAUUCAAAAAGGAAACUUCUUGCACAGUGUUUUUGGUAACCUUUGACCCCUCACCCUUUUUUCACAGAACUGCAAAGGUAAAGCACAAGAGACACAAAGGUUUGGCACUUAAAUAAUACAUGAUAACGCUGAGUGUGAAAGCCCAGUUCAUUAAUUAUUCACAUGAGAUGUGACGGCCUUAAAGGAGAACACAGAGCAGAGACUUUUUGGUUCUCUCUGCACUGGAUGGUUUUCCUGAAGUUUGAUCUUCACUGCUGCCAUUCUCCUGUGGGUCCCCCUCUGUGGCUCCUUAAAGCAAAUUAAGGAAGGAAUUGUUUUAAGUUCACUCACUGAAUCUGCGUGAAUGUUGAUGCAAUCCAGAUAUUUCUUUCGUUUCAAAUUGUCAGCGUUCUCACCAUCAUUCUCAUGAUCACUGGGAUCUGUGUUGUCCUGCAUGCCCUGUGUAAAAUAAACAUCACUUAAUCACAUGAAUGACACAGUACCACAUUGUGCCUGACAGCCUCUAAACCAAUCAGUUGUGAGCCUCUACUUGAUGACAGUACUUACCUUCAACAAGUUGCAACUUUUGUUUUUCUUUCUCUGUUCCUGAUAUCUGCAAAUAACAUCAACAAUAAAAAUACGUUUACAUGUGA